Molecule: messenger RNA, 735 nt
Organism: Neomonachus schauinslandi (Hawaiian monk seal)
Lineage: Eukaryota; Metazoa; Chordata; Mammalia; Carnivora; Phocidae
Gene: TEX101
Product: testis expressed 101
Exons: 5
Coding region: 1-735 (244 amino acids)
Cellular component (GO): plasma membrane raft; plasma membrane
Source: RefSeq, a predicted model, not a curated record
AUGGGAACCCGUCGUGUCCAGGGUUUGCUGUUCCUCCUCCUCCUCCUCGGGGCCCCCUCCUUGGCCUUGGAGCAAAAUUUGCACUGUCACAAGGGCAUAUCGAUGAGUGUAGAAGAGGACCCAAGGAAGACGUUUAAUUGGACCACAGAGAACGUUGAGACUUGUGACAGUGGGUCAUUGUGCCAGGAAUCCCUUCUGAUGAUUAAAGCAGGGGCCAAGACAGCAGUUUUGGGCACUAAGGGCUGCGUGGCAGAUGGGACACAGGCGAUAAUGUACGUCCAGCACUCCCCACCCCCAGGCAUAAUCACAGUCUCCUACAGCAGCUACUGUGAGGAGCCCUUAUGCAACAGCAGGCAGAACUUACUGGAGCUGUGGAAGGAGGAAGAGACCCCGGCUCCCAGUAUGUCACCACGCCUCCACUGCCCAACCUGUGUGGCUUUGGGGGCCUGUUUGAAUGCUCCUUCUCUUCCCUGUCCCAAUGAUACAAUUCAGUGCUAUCAAGGAAGACUUCAGAUCACUGGAGGAGGCAUCAACUCAUUUUUGGAGGUCAAAGGCUGUACAUCCAUAAUUGGCUGCAGACUGAUGUCUGGGAUCUUUACAGUAGGGCCCAUGUGGGUGGAGGAAAUCUGUCCAUAUCAGUCUCUCCUUCAACCCCGAAAUACUGAAAAUGGGGCCACCUGGCUUCCUGUUUCGGUUUGGAGGUUAGAACUAGUGCUGCUGAUGUUACUGCAGUAA